Messenger RNA from Mytilus trossulus (common blue mussel), 1638 nucleotides. RefSeq lists its product as uncharacterized. The transcript has 11 exons. Bases 1 to 1638 code for a protein of 545 amino acids. The record is from RefSeq and is a predicted model, not a curated record. NCBI's taxonomy places the organism in Eukaryota, Metazoa, Mollusca, Bivalvia, Mytilida, Mytilidae.
AUGGAAGAACCAAUACAUGAUUUAGUUGAUGGGUUUCGUCGACAACAAAUGUUUAUGUCAACAUCUUUAAUCAACGCCAGUCACAACUUGGGAUUGCCUGAGAGAUUAGCCGAGGCGGAAGUAGAGGAGGCUGAAGAAAGAGCUAUGAUAGCAUUUAGAAGAAAAAAUGAAGCAAAGACUCCAUUCAUAGCCACCAGUUCACGUCUUAAUGUGGGAUAUAUCGGAAGAGGAUAUGAUAUAUACAAAGGAAAUCCUAUAAGCGAAGAUGGGGAAGUUGAUCAAGGUUUUAGACUUCCAGUUAUAGAUUUGCCGUUCUCUUUUCGCUUUACUAGUGAUGGAGCGUAUAGAAUUCCGGACAAUGUGGAUGUAAUAUCCGAAACGAGUGCAACAUUUGGAUCAUCUUACCAUCAGGUUAAAACAGAAACGGAUUAUCAAAGUAUGCUGCAAGUGGAUGUAUCGGUAAAUGCAGAAGCUAAGGGUUUUGGCUUUAGUGGAAGUUUCAGCGCUAGUACUUCUUAUAAAAAGUCGGUAAAAGAAGUAACAAAAGGAGAAACUACGACAUUAGAUAUAGUGGGUAGAGCUAAUGUUUACAAAGCUAGACUGUCAACAACAGGGACAACUUCCAAGCUAAGUGACUUUUUGGAGGACAGCAUCAGAGUUUUGCCAACUGAGAAGUGUGAAGAAGAUGUGAUACAAAAUUUAUAUAUCAGAGUCAUUGAACAAUUCGGGACUCAUUACACAACAGAAGUUGUCAUGGGAGCAAAGGCAGUACAAGAAUUUAGAUUCAAAAAUACCGAUCUAGAUCGAUUUCAGUCCGUUGGUGUUACGGCUAAGGUCGCUGCCCAAAUGUCAGUUAAAAUGGGUGCCUUCUCUGGUGGAGCAGGAUUCAGUGUAGGGGUUUCUACAGAUGAAUCUCUGAGGGAAAUGGUAUCAAAUACAGAAAAGGAACAGAGGGAAUAUUACAUUGGUGGGAGUCCUCCAUCUGGAGAUUAUAGUUCAGGUUCAACAGAAACACUACGAGAAUGGGCGAGAUCGGCUGCAGAAAAUCCAGCACCAAUUCAAUAUAAGCUGGCCUCAAUUGAUGCAAUAAUUAGACCAGAGUACUUUAAGAAAAAAAUACCAGGUUUAUAUGAGAAACGUCAAUGUUUCAGAAAGGCUCUCUUCCGUUAUUGUUCAUCAACUAUAUCUACGUAUCACUGUAGUCUUCUGUCAGAAUCGGAGGGAAAUUCUGCAGCUUUACAGUAUGGUGAUUUUAUAAAAAUACGUAAUGGAGAUCGAUUCCUGGCAUUGUCACAGCAUUAUGGAAUAUCCCCUGGAUUGACAAUAAAAGCUUUAACUACAGUGUCUGAAAUAACAAAUUAUGAUGGACUCUUCCAACUAGUUCCACCUGACGGAAUAAGUGAUAAGCUGGGAUCAAAUAUCCACUAUGGAGAACCCUUCUUGCUUAAGACAAUUGAAGGAGAUAUGCUUCACAUCGGAAGAUCAAUUUUACUCAAUACAGAUAUGCCUGCUGAAACAAGACUAUUAGAUGUAUUUACAGAUCAAGAUGAAGCCAUGAAUACUAACAUCAGUUAUAGUCCAGUUGCAGAUUAUUCAAUUUUUUUGAAAAAAGAAAAAGGCGAGUAUAAUGAAAGCUAA